Molecule: messenger RNA, 3757 nt
Organism: Marchantia polymorpha subsp. ruderalis
Lineage: Eukaryota; Viridiplantae; Streptophyta; Marchantiopsida; Marchantiales; Marchantiaceae
Source: the annotation of a GenBank genome assembly
GUCAGGGUAGGACGUGGCAGAGUGCGGAGGGAACGAGACAGUGCGGCAGGGGACGGGCGACUGAUCACUUACAGCUGGGAAAAGGCUCCGUUGUUUCGAAUAACCGAGACGAGCUUCUGCAGGUUGCGCGAGAUCAGAGAGUGUGGUGAGAGAUGCGGCCUUCGUGCUACUGCUAGAGCCCAGGCGCAGCGUUGGCUGCUGCGAAUAUGAUUCAUUCGUUGGGACCUCGGAUGUCGGUGGUGUCAGAUGCAAUGCUCGGGUUGGACUAGAGCGGGAACGCGAGAGAACGUACAGCGAAGGAGAGGAGAACCCGGUGCGCGAUCGUCCCGUAAACUUGAGGCUGUCUUGAGCGAGGGUAUGAAGGAGACCAGGAUCAAAAUUUCCGCCGCAAUGGGGGUAGCAGCAGCAGUACUGCGUCCUAAAACCGGAAGGACACAGAGUCACUGUCUUGCGACAGUGCAGCGAUCUUGUAUGAUGUUGCUCGAAUGAAAGCCGCUACUGUGGGCUGAGCUGUGGAGAUGGCAGCGCUCGUGGGAACGUUGGGCGCACUGUUGCGGAUGGUUGUCCUAUGUUUGUGGUUGCAUAUUCCUUAUCCUGUCCGAGGGCUUUCGACCGACGGCCAAGUUUUGCUGGUUUUCAAGGCCAGCAUGCAGGACGUGGAUGGAGUGUUGGAGAACUGGAAUGCCGCUGAUGCGACUCCAUGUUCGUGGAACGGAGUCACCUGUGAUCAAUCUUCAUCGGUAGUGGAACUCAAUUUUCACAACGCCAACCUCACAGGGCCAGUGCCAGCAAUUCUUUGCCAGCUCCCUAAGCUCAGUAAGCUCAAUGUGUCGUGGAACUACUUAGUGGGUACUAUCCCAACAGGAUUUCUGGAGUGUGCAGCGUUGGAGCUUCUCGACCUAAGCUACAAUCUGAUUGUCGACGUUCUCCCUGUCGAUAUCUGGGAACUGCCAUCGCUGCUCGUUUUGAACCUGUCGUACAAUAACUUUUCCGGACACAUCCCCGAAAGUUACGGUAAAUUCCCGAAACUUACGCACCUCGAUCUUUCAGCAAAUCUUCUCGAGGGCAGUAUUCCGUCUCAUAUCGGGAACGUUAGUACGUUGGUGCUGUUCGAGGCGCACAUGAACACCUUCAACAGUUCAUUGCCAGUCGAGUUGGGGAAUCUGAAGCACCUGGAAGUUCUAGGAUUAUCCUGGUGUCUACUGCAAGGAAACAUUCCUGCUUCACUGGGGGAGACGAACUUGACAGCCCUGUAUCUCGAAGAUAAUUCUUUGGCCGGAAGCAUACCCCCUGAACUUGGCAAGCUGAAGCGGCUCGUCGUGCUUGACCUCUCGAACAAUUCUCUGACAGGCGGCAUUCCGCGCGAGCUGAUGUUUCUUCCGAACCUCAGGGAGUUGCAACUAUAUCAGAACAAAUUAUCUGGACAAAUUCCUGCGGAAUUUGGGAACCUGACAUCCCUCGUGGAGAUAGACCUGUCUGAGAACCAGCUUGUCGGCCCUAUUCCAGAAUCAGUUUCGUUUCUGACUAGUCUGGAGCUCAUUCACUUCCACACAAAUUCGCUCAAUGGUAGCAUUCCGACCGGGAUAGGUUCGCUACCCGGACUGUAUGACCUGAAACUUUUCAACAAUCUUCUCACAGGACAGAUUCCAGCUAGACUUGGUGAGCCUUCGCGGCUCCAAACGCUCGAUGUCUCAAGCAAUUCCCUGGUCGGGUUGAUACCGCGCGGUCUUUGCACUGGUGGCGCUUUGGACACUCUGAUUCUAUUCGACAAUGAGCUAUCAGGAGAUAUUCCCGAGGAUCUGGGGUCCUGCCCUUCUCUUCAGAGGAUACGUCUGCAGAACAACAAGCUGAAUGGGAGCGUGCCCGUGGGGUUGUGGAGUUAUCCCCUCGUGAAGCACGUGGACUUGUCAAACAAUGAACUCGACGGGGACAUCACUUUUGAGAAAGUGACUACGUCUAUGUUGGAAGCGCUGUAUGUGAACAACAAUCUCUUCAGCGGAAGCUUUCCAACACAAGUCGGCAGUCUUGCCAACUUGAUUAUCCUUAUCGCCUCCAACAACAACUUCCAUGGAGAAUUGCCGAAGGAGCUCGGAGAUUUGAACUUUCUCACCAAGCUGGAGCUUGCGAACAAUGACUUGACAGGGCCUAUUCCAACCUCACUUAGCCAAUGCGAAAGAUUGAGCACACUGAAUCUUUCAGGAAAUCAACUGGUAGGUGAAAUUCCCUCCGUGCUUGGCAGCUUACCCGCACUCAACGUCCUCGAUCUCUCUCAUAACAAGUUAAGUGGGCCUGUUCCUCCCGAACUAGGCGAGCUCCAUUUGUCUGAUUACAACUUCUCCUACAACAACCUUUCUGGGGUCCUUCCCGAACCCUUCGCGGAAUCGCCGCUCGAAUCAAGUUUCGAUGGAAACCCUGCGCUAUGUUUGUCCAGCGCGGGAUGUGGUGGGAGCAGGGUCAAGAAAUCUACGUCUUCUGCUGGGGUCGCGUGGGUCGUGAUCGGAACAUUUGGUGCGGCCUUGACCAUUCUGCUUGUCGGGGCGUGUCUCUUCUGGAGAAAGUACCGCACAGCUUAUCAAUACUGGAACAACAAGGAUCCAGAUCUGACAUGGAGCCUCACUUCAUUUCAGAAAGUGAGUUUCACCGAGGAGGAGGUGAUGGAGAGCUUGGAUGAAGACAAUGUUCUCGGAAGUGGGGGAUCAGGGAAGGUCUACAAAGUCACGCUUAGCGAUGGGCAGGCCGUGGCUGUGAAGAAGCUCUGGACUUCACCCAAAGGCGAGGCUAGGCAUGACAAUGGGUUCAAAGCCGAAGUUGAAACUCUCGGGAAAAUCAGGCAUCGGAACAUCGUCAAGCUGCUGUGCUGCUGCACAAAUCAGAAGUCCAAUCUCUUGGUGUAUGAGUAUAUGCCGAAUGGCAGUGUCGGGGAUAUUUUGCAUAGUCCGAAGACUUCUUCCAUUUUGGAUUGGCCCACUCGAUACAAGAUAGCUGUCGGAGCGGCUGAAGGUCUUGCGUACUUGCAUCACGAUUGUGUACCGCAUAUCGUGCAUCGGGACGUCAAAUCAAACAACAUAUUGUUGGAUCUCAACUUCGAGGCUCACGUGGCCGAUUUCGGCCUGGCGAAAUUGUUGGAGGUGACACCUGAGAAGCUGGAAUCUAUGUCUGCCGUAGCAGGGUCGUUUGGCUACAUAGCUCCCGAGUAUGGAUACACUUUGAAGGUGACGGAAAAGAGCGACACGUAUAGCUUCGGCGUCGUUCUUUUGGAGCUCGUAACCGGGAGGAAGCCUCUCGAACCCGAGUUUGGAGAUGGGGAUAUCGUGAAGUGGGUGACCAAGAAGAUUGAAACUAAAGCAGGAGCCUUGGAAGUCCUCGAUGGGAAAAUUAGAGCUUCCGCGCAGGAGGAUAUGAUGUUGGUUCUGAAAGUCGGCCUUCUUUGUACAAAUUAUUCACCGUCUCACAGACCUACCAUGCGCGAUGUUGUGCAGAUGCUAAUGGAAGCCUGUCCAAAGACUCAGGGUGUUAAAUAUAAAAAAGAAUCAGCACCCACUAAAUUUUCUCCCUCGCAGCAACCCAGUGCUCAUUCAGCUUUGUUUGCUUCAACCGCAUGUAAAUGGGACGGCAGGAUCUGAUUUUAGUGACGAGGAGAGUAGUUCUCUUGUGCUUUAGUUCUUGUGUGAGGAUAUAUACAUAUAGAGGCUUCUAUGAGCACAUGAUGUGUACAUACUUUGUACUCACGCCCAUAUAUAAACUGCAGUCGUUUUCC